UCUCCCUUUAAGCAAAUUUUUCUCUAUAAAACUGCAUUCGUUGCAGCCCGUACUUCCUCUUCCCCACGUAAAAAUUUCUUCCAUUGCCGGGGACGCCAUACUUCAUCUUCCUCAUUAACGACGGCGAGGACGAAGAAUGGAUUCCGGCAACAACUCUCUUCCCUCUUCGUCCGCGCCGGAUGCGAUUAAAAGACGCGUAUGCUACUUCUACGAACCAGAGGUCGGCAAUUACUAUUACGGUCAAGGACAUCCAAUGAAACCUCACCGGAUCCGGAUGACGCACGCGCUUCUGCUCAAUUAUGGUCUUCUUCAAAGGAUGCAAGUUUUCCGUCCGAUUCCGGCGAGAGAGCGCGAUCUCUGCCGCUUCCAUUCCGAUGAGUACGUAUCGUUUCUACGGAAAGUUACGCCAGAGACGAAACAGGAUCAGAUCAGGGCGCUAAAGCGGUUUAAUGUUUGCGACGACUGCCCGGUCUUCGAUGGUUUGUUUUCCUUCUGCCAGACCUACGCCGGCGCUUCGGUUGGCGCUGCGGUUAAGCUUAACCACGGACAACACGAUAUCGCCAUUAAUUGGGCCGGAGGACUGCAUCAUGCGAAAAAGUGCGAAGCCUCGGGGUUUUGCUAUGUCAACGACAUCGUCCUUGCAAUACUCGAGCUCCUCAAGAAGCACGAGCGUGUUUUAUAUGUUGACAUUGAUAUACACCAUGGAGAUGGUGUAGAGGAAGCCUUCUACACAACUAAUCGAGUAAUGACAGUUUCAUUCCACAAAUUUGGAGAUUAUUUUCCAGGAUCAGGAGAUAUACGUGAUGUUGGAUUUGCUAAAGGGAGAAACUAUGCUAUAAAUGUUCCCUUGAAUGAUGGGAUUGAUGAUGAGAGUUACUUGUCACUUUUCAAACCCAUCAUGGCAAAAGUCAUGGAAGUUUUCCAGCCAGGUGUUGUUGUUCUCCAGUGUGGUGCUGACUCUUUAUCUGGAGACCGGCUUGGUUGUUUCAAUCUUUCUAUAAAAGGGCAUGGCGAGUGUGUGAGAUAUAUGAGAUCAUUUAAUGUGCCACUGCUACUCCUUGGUGGUGGCGGGUAUACAAUUAGAAAUGUGGCUCGAUGUUGGUGUUAUGAGACAGGUGUUGCUCUUGGUGUAGAAUUAGAGGAUAGGGUUCCUGAGCAUGAGUACUCUGGUUAUUUUGGUCCAGAUUAUACUCUUCAUGUUGCACCAAGUAAUAUGGAGAACAAGAAUUCUAGCAAGUUAUUGGAUGCAAUCAGGACUAAGGUUCUUCAAACCCUAUCAACUAUGGAACAUAGACCAAGUGUUCAAUUGCAUGAAAGGCUUCCAUUUAUGAAAUUUGAAGAGGAAGAUGACCAUGAAGAUAUUGCAGAUAAAAUAGAAGAUAUUGAUGAUGAAAUGGAUUAUCCGACGAUUUCUGAUGCUAUAAAUGAAUAUCCACCUGAUAACAAUCAAAUUGGUAGAACCAAUAUGGAGAUUCAUGGAACCGAUGACAAAAAGCAGGAUUUGGUCGCUGUUUCAAUUUCAAUUGAUGUAACAAACAAUAUGAACCCCGAACCUGUUGGAUUGAACGAGCUUUCUACUGAACAUUCUGGAUUGUAUUUAAAAUCAUGACCAUUAAGUGGAUAUUGUGAUUUUUUCGCAUGAGUAAGAAUAAAAAAAAAAAUCCAAAUCUUUUCUGCAUACGGGGUAUUUUGCAGAGUUUUUGCUAAUUCUGCCCUUCAAUUUACAAUGCAUUUUAAGCUAUCGGAUGACUUUGAGUGUAGUUGCG
This is a messenger RNA of Phalaenopsis equestris, 1766 nucleotides long. Its product is annotated as histone deacetylase 19-like. Lineage: Eukaryota; Viridiplantae; Streptophyta; Magnoliopsida; Asparagales; Orchidaceae. Gene Ontology annotation, molecular function: histone deacetylase activity. The transcript is spliced from 6 exons. The record is from RefSeq and is a predicted model, not a curated record. The coding region runs from base 137 to 1609 and encodes 490 amino acids.